This is a messenger RNA of Vanrija pseudolonga, 3270 nucleotides long. RefSeq names its product Exosome complex exonuclease rrp6 (gene rrp6). NCBI's taxonomy places the organism in Eukaryota, Fungi, Basidiomycota, Tremellomycetes, Trichosporonales, Trichosporonaceae. The transcript is spliced from 4 exons. Bases 313 to 3162 code for a protein of 949 amino acids. The record is from RefSeq and is a predicted model, not a curated record. Gene Ontology annotation, biological process: histone mRNA catabolic process; nuclear polyadenylation-dependent rRNA catabolic process; poly(A)-dependent snoRNA 3'-end processing. Gene Ontology annotation, molecular function: nucleotide binding; single-stranded RNA binding; 3'-5'-RNA exonuclease activity. Gene Ontology annotation, cellular component: nuclear exosome (RNase complex); nucleolus.
CAAUCAACGACGAACUACAGGCAACUCGCACUCACGCACACUUGCACUAUACAUAACAAGGGCGCGCGGCAUCAGCACGAGCAAACAUUCGCAACCACGCCUGCAAGACGACUGUUAGCCGGGGCAGCAGCCCUCAUUCGUGCGACCAAACGACGACUCGAACAACAGCUCCGCACCGCCGCCAUCGCAACCUCGAGCCCCUCCAAGGUCGAGCCGGGCACCGACGCUUCUGUUGCUUCCACAGCGUCACCAGACACACACAUACCCGUCAUUCCCAACCUUGCACGUUCAUCACAUCCCUCAACUACAACAAUGUCCAACCAACCUGCAUCCUCAUCCUCCCAGGCCGGACCAUCCAGCGUCCCGUCGCCCUCGACCAACUUUGCCGAGUUUGUCGACCACAUGACGGCGGCGCUGGAUGCCAGCACCUCGGCAGCGGCGAACUUUCCCGAUAAGAAGGAGCUGAGCUUCCACCGUACCCUUGACCGCAAGCUCGGACGGGAUCUCGACAAGACGAGCGGCCGCGUGCUGUCCCUUGUCGACCGCUUGCACCAGCUCGCCGCUGAGAGCAGUCAGGAGAAGGCAAAGGCGCAGGGCAAGAGCAAGAUUAAGCCUAGGCGCAAGCUGGCCGACGAAGACGACGUUGUAGACAGCUAUGGCAGCGUUAUCGAGGUCGUCGACGGGUUGUUGGAAGAUGCCGACUCCAACCUUGACGAGGUCAACGGCCAGAAGAAGAAGGCCGUUAUUGAGCUCAACCCUGCUGCCGUUGCUGCCGCUGGUAACAAGCUCGCUGGGCCCUUCAAGCCCAAGCUGGCGUCCGAUCUCGCCCACGACGGAAGCAUCGUCAAGCCCCAGCGGUCGUUCCGCGACCCCGUUGACAACUUUGCGACCUCAUGGCGCCCUACCCUCCCCUCCAAGCCUCACUCAAUGGUGCCCCUUGACUACGUCGUGGGCUCCGAUGAGGACCUGCCCUACGACGACGACCCGAGCGACAAUCGCCCAUCGGCCGUCAACCGUCGCGAGCGGGCCAAGCAGGCAAGAAGGCACCCGUACUACUACGAGACUCGCCACCUCCCUUACCCUACGGCCAUGUUCACGUCGACUCCCCCCAUUCGCCCCCGGUCGUUUGAAGAGACGCCAUUCGAAUACGUUGACACCCCUGAGCAGCUGGCCGCGCUCACCGAGAAGCUCAAGACAGCCAAGGAGAUUGCAGUCGAUCUCGAGUACCACAGCAUGCGCAGUUACUACGGCUUCAUCUGUCUAAUGCAGAUUAGCACGCGUGAGGGUGACUGGGUGAUUGAUACCCUUGCCCUUCGCGCCGAGCUCCGCGACCACAAGCUCGGUGGCGUGUUUGUCGACCCGUCGAUUGUCAAGGUCUUCCACGGUGCCGACUCGGACAUUGUCUGGCUGCAGCAGGACUUUGACAUCUACGUGGUCAACCUCUUUGACACAUACCACGCCUCCAAGGUUCUCGACUUCCCUCAGUUCUCUCUUGCGAGCCUGCUCCAGCUGUACGCGCACUUUGAGGCCGACAAGAAGUACCAGAUGGCCGACUGGCGCAUCCGUCCCAUCCCUGAGGAGAUGAUGUUCUACGCCCGUUCCGACACUCACUUCCUGCUGUUCAUCUACGACAGCCUCCGCAACGCACUCAUUGCCAGAGCAUCCCGCACCCCAUCCCCCAGCGCUGAAGCCGAGGACGAGGACGGCGCCUCGACACCCAAGCCGAACCCCCAGCGAGCCAUGCGCGAGGUGCUUCAGCGAUCUGCCGAGACCGCCCUCAAGCUCCACAGCUUGGACGAAUACGAUGGAGUCAAGGGAACUGGCAAGAACGGAUGGUCUUCGUUGGCGAAGAAGCUCGGCAGGAAGGAGGUUCUCGACACUGAGAUCGGAUGGGUGUUCAAGGCAAUCCACCAGUGGCGUGACACUCUUUCUCGGCAGAUUGACGAAAGCCCACACUUCGUUCUCCCCAACCACAUUAUUCUCCAGUUGGCCAACCUUCGUUCUUCGAAGGAGUCGGUCAUUGCCCGCAUCCUUACUGCAAAGAACACGCCUCUUGUGGCGGACCGGGCCGCCGAGGUCGCAGCGGUCGUUGAGAAGGCCAUUGCCGCCUACCGCGAUCACAGCCAGCGGCCCACGGCCUCAAUUUCGGCGUCCCCAUCGUCACGUUCUAAGCCCACCCCUACACCACCGUCAAAGGCGCUGGCAAAGUCGGCUGGUCCACAGGACAAGAAAGCCAAGACGUCGGCGCCGGUCCCGACUGUCACUGCUCUUCCUAUCACGGCCGAUCUUUGGGCUCCUACCAUCAUGGGCACCGCACCAUCUCCGGCUCGCACAUCAUCACUGUUUGGCAACAGCCUUUCUUCAAAGCCACAGCCCCAGGUGAAGCCAGCUUCGUCUUCGCUUUUCGGCACGGCUUUGUCCAAGGGCCGCGGCGGCAAGGUGGUGGGUGCGGGACGUCAGGCGUCACCUGGGUUUGAGGCGGUCAGGCGUGGUAUCCACACGUCACUGGCGCCGCCUCCACAGCAAAUGGCGGAACAGCCAAUUGCCGCCCCGAUUGCUACAGGCAAGGAGCCGGAGACGGUGGCGUUCGUCCCCGCGGCUGAACGGAAAAUCACUACCGCAGCGGUUACGACAAGCUCGACCUCAGACAACAAGGCGAGCAAGUCUGCCCCGGUGGCAACGCCAGCGCCCGCCGCUUCAGCCAAGGCGUCGAAUCUUGUGGACGACGAUGGCAUCAUCAAGCAGGUCAAGAAGAGAGGAAAGAAGUCGAAGAAGGGCAAGGGUUCCGUGGCGUCAGACAGUGCUGGCGCGACACCAGAGCCUGGAGCCCCUGAUGCGUCUCAAACCGCCUCAUCAUCGACUUCAGCGACUGCGCCCAAGAAGGUCAAGGUGUCCCACAAGGACAUUCCAGCCUUUGAUUACGCCAACGAGAGCAAUCUCCUCGAUCAGCCAAAGUCGUCCACCGCGGCGCAGACGGGCAGGAAGCCCAAGGCGGACAAGAAGGGCAAGAAGGGAGGAUCUGGUGAGCUCAUUGUCAAGGUCUGUGCGUUUGACUGUGCUAAUGAUCGACCAGGUGGCACUGACAAGGUGGCUUCAUUUGGGCGCCAGCCGGCAGACCCAUCGGCCCCGAAGAGUGGCAACAAGUCUGGCACGUUUGCUUGACGAGGUAGAGUAGCAUAGCAUUGGAAUGGCUGUUGAGCAUUGGAAUACCCAAGAGCAUUGUUUUGUAGUUAGUCGCAUCUGCACCUCUGCAUAUGAUCAUUUUUUGCA